UACUAGAGAAUCCUUGAUGUUUCUGGAUUUGUCUAUAGUGCUCUAGCAAGACAUAUAGGCUGCUUCAUUUCUGUGCCAAGGAGUGAAGAAAAAAGCUGUUCACAUCCACCAAACAGCAGUCCAGGAGUUUUGAAGGUCAUCCAAACCUGCACCACACAAGAAUCCCCUAAGCCUUGUCAAGGGGUUGGCAGGCUGCAUGCCUUAUUGAAGACUCCAGGCCAACAUCUACUCUGAGCUCUCAAUCUGUGGCUGAAUUCAGUUAUUCGUGGUUGAAGUACUUGGUUUGUUUGUUUGCUCACCACCUACCAAACAGCAGUGUUCCUGAAGACAUUAUUCAUCCUGUCUGUGUCAAAUGGGAAUUUUGCUCUUCAUUAAUGUGAAUAAGAACAACCUUAAUACUAACCAUCAAAUUUCAUCAAACAACCUGAGUUAACUGACAAUAUAGUGAACUAAAUGGAGGAAAGGAUUAACACCUAUGCCAAAAUAUUGCUUCUCUUGGAUGGGCCUAGGAUGAAACUCAUGGCCACCUUCCAGUUCAUCAGUCGAGCCCAAGAGGAAGAUCAGCCCAAAGGCAUUCUUCUCCAUGUUUUUGCUGUGGACAUCAACAACAGUACCACAGUUUUUCUGCAAGCUAACAAAGAAAGUAUAUUUGUGACCAGUCUCUGGGAUCAGGGGCUUGGUGUUCUUGCUGAUGCAAAUGAGGAUAAAGAAGUAACUACAAUCCAAAGACUCUCAAGACACUUUCCAAAAGCCAGUGAUAUUUUGUGGUACAUGUUGGGGUUCUUUCCCAAAAUUUUUCAACAUUCCUCAUUACAUCCAAAGACAACUUUGAACUCACCAUUGUGCGUUGUUCCAAGCAUGCUUUCCCAUUGGCCAUCAACUUCCAGAAUCUCAUCACUGGAAGAGAACCAGGAGAUUUCUCUUGUUAAUUCUCCUAUCAAAAAUUGCCUCUGCAUACACAGCGAUGACAUCAUUGCGCGCCAGAUGGAGAGCAGCCUGAUUUCUCCCAUCAGCUUUGGGAAGAGCCCCUUCAAUUCUGACACCACAAAGCAUGAACAUAGCUUUGAAGAAAUGCAACAAAGUCUUGAAAUUAGUUUGAUGCCAAUUAUAUCAAUGGACAAACAGGCACAACUGAAGGAUGAUGCCAAGCCCAUAACUGAUUCUCACAUAAAGCUUACUCAAAAACAGCAUUCCACUAAAAAGAGGCUAUGUCGGCAUGUCUUAGGCAGAAACCACAACAAGUUGGUACCAGCACCAGCACCUGAUCUGCCCAUAUCCCAGCAAGCACCACUAUUUGGGUCCCCCCUGCAAGAUGUGUGCAAAAAUGACAAGCUGCCAAAGCCAAUUUUGGAUAUGCUUUUCAUAAUUGAUCAAAAAGGUCCUGCCACAAAGGCCAUCUUCAGCAAAUGUGCCACCUUUAAAGACCGUCUAGCUCUAAAGGAGAAAUUAAAUUCCAGAGAGUGUGUCGACUGGGAAAACGCAUGCCCUAUUGUGGUAGCAACUGUCUUGAAGGAUUUACUUCAAAACAUACCUGGAAGCAUACUUACAGUCAAUUUCUAUGAAAAAUUCAUUGGUGUUCUGGAUGAAGGAAAUGAGGAAGCCAAGAUAGCCAUGAGUAAGAGGCUUUUAGCACAGCUGCCCAAACCAAACGUUCAUCUCCUGCAAUCUCUCUUUCACUGUUUACACAAGAUUUCACAGAAAUCACCCUCAAAGGAGAUGACAAGUUCUAACUUGGCAUGGUGCAUUACCCCAAGUCUUCUAUGGCCACCAGUUGCCAGCAUCCUAGAUAUAGCAACGGAAUGGGAGAAAAAGGUUGCUCUUGUACAAUUCUUGCUUGACCACUGUUCUGAGAUUUUUGGAGACAGCAUCACUUCCACCAUCAGAGAUCACCCAGAAUAUAAGGACCACUACCAGAAAGUUUCGGCCAUUUCAGGAAACAUGGAGUCAUCUGGAAAUGCUGAGAGUCUGCCUCCUCCUUCAGAUCCACACCAGAAGCCAACUCAGAAACGGCGUUCCGUUAAAAAGUGGCUGUCUGAGCAUAUCAGGGGCAGAAAACACAGCAAGGUGGCACCAGAAACUUCUACGCCCACAUACCAGCAAGCAAAGAUAUUUGGAUCAAUUCUACAAGAUGUUUGCAAAGAUGACAAGCUGCCAAAGCCAAUUCUGGAUAUGCUUUUCAUAAUUGAUCGAAAAGGUCCUGCCACAAAGGCCAUCUUCAGCAAAUGUGCUAACUUUAAAGACUGUCUAGCCUUAAAGGAGAAAUUGAAUGCUGGAGAGCGGGUUGACUGGGAAAACGCAUGCCCUAUUGUGGUAGCAACUGUCUUCAAGGAUUUACUUCAAAACAUACCUGGAAGUGUGUUUACUGCUAACCUGUAUGAAAAAUUCCUUGGCGUUCUGGAUGAAAAGAAUGACAAGACCAAGAUAGCUAUGAUUCAGAGGCUUUUAGCACAGCUGCCCAAACCAAACGUUCAUCUCCUGCAAUCUCUCUUUCGCUGUUUACACAAGAUUUCACAGAAAUCACCCUCAAAGGAGAUGACAAGUUCUAACUUGGCAUGGUGCAUUACCCCAAGUCUUCUAUGGCCACCAGUUGCCAGCAUUCUAGAUAUAGGAACGGAAUGGGAGAAAAAGGUUGCUCUUGUACAAUUCUUGCUUGACCACUGCUUCAAGAUAUUUGGAAGCAGCCUUACUUCCACCAUCAGAAAGCAAACAAAAUAUAGGAAACACUACCUAGAAGUUUCAGAUCCUCAGCUGAAGCCAGCUCAAAAACAACAUUCCAUUAAAAAGUGGCUAACUCCGCGUGUUUUGGGCAGAAAUCAAAACAGGGUGGCACCAGAACCCGCUCGGCCCACAGCCCACCAAGCACAGCUAUUUGGAUCACUCUUACAAGAUGUGUGUGAAAACGGCAAACUUCCAAAGUCAAUUUUGGAUAUGCUUUACUUCAUUGAUUUGAAGGGUUCCAUCACAGAGGGCAUAUUCAAAAAAUGUGUCAAUGGCCAAGCAUAUAGAACCCUCAGAGAAAAACUGAAUUCUGGGGAAGAGGUAGAUUGGAUGACUGAAUCACCUUAUGUCGUGGCAACUGUUUUAAAGGAUUUUCUCCAAAGUAUACCUGGAAGCUUGUUUACGACCGAGCUGUAUGAAAAGUUUAUUGGUGCUAUGGAUGAAGGGAAUAAGAAGGCCAGAAUUUCCAUAAUUCUCAGGCUUUUAGAUCAGCUGCCCAAAAUGAAUUUUCAUCUCUUAGAAUGCUUAUUCACGUGUUUAUACAAGAUUGCACAUUCACCACUCAAUAAUAUGACAUCGUCUGAUUUGUCACUGUACAUGACCCCAAGCCUUCUUUGGAUACCCAUUUCCAGAAACUCAGAAAGAGGAAUGGAAUGGCAGAGAAAGGUUACUCUUAUACAAUUUCUAAUUGAUAACUGCAAAAAUAUUUUCGGACAUAGACUGACCUCCUGCAUGGGAGGACACACAAAAUAUGAGGACACCUUCCAGGAACUUUCAGAGAAAAUGGAGCUAUCUGUUGACUCUGAGCUCAUGGAAGUCCCAUACAUCGACUAGAAGACCCAAAUACGGAAGGAUGGAAAGGCCACAUCUAGUAUGGGCCCAUCUAACUCUGUAUUCUACUUUCUGAACAUCUACAUACUUACAUAUGAUUUUUUUAACCAUACACUUCUUUUCACAUUAUUCUAAGACCAUUUUAAAAAUAUUUAUUGGAAUUUUCUAAAUUUAGUUGACAUCUUAAACUUGUUUCUAGAUAAAAUGGAUUUCUUGGUAAAAGACUGGUCAUGAGACACCUGAAAAUCACACCAACUUUUUGCUUCAUGUUUAACAUUACUUGAUCUUAAUGGAACAUUCAGUGAGCAGCUUCUAACAUAUGAGCUCAUCUUGUUAGAUCUUAGUUCUACCAUCACCCAUACACAAGGGAGACUUGAAAUGGUUCCUGCGAAAAGGGUAUAGAAAGAUUAAAUGAAAAACAACAAAAAUAGAAUUUAACAGGAGUUUUUUGAUCAAAAAUUUUUAAAGUCAUGCAAAUAUUUCUGAUAAGAUGU
Molecule: messenger RNA, 4043 nt
Organism: Oryctolagus cuniculus (rabbit)
Lineage: Eukaryota; Metazoa; Chordata; Mammalia; Lagomorpha; Leporidae
Source: RefSeq, a predicted model, not a curated record